Molecule: messenger RNA, 1355 nt
Organism: Apaloderma vittatum (bar-tailed trogon)
Lineage: Eukaryota; Metazoa; Chordata; Aves; Trogoniformes; Trogonidae
Gene: PLEKHA1
Product: pleckstrin homology domain containing, family A (phosphoinositide binding specific) member 1
Exons: 11
Coding region: 23-1258 (411 amino acids)
Cellular component (GO): cytoplasm; membrane
Molecular function (GO): PDZ domain binding
Source: RefSeq, a predicted model, not a curated record
AGUGUGAUGUUCAGGGUCAGAAAUGCCUUAUGUGGAUCGUCAGAAUCGCAUUUGUGGUUUCCUAGAUAUUGAAGAAAAUGAGAAUAGUGGAAAGUUUCUGCGGCGGUACUUUAUUCUGGACACACGAGAAGACAGCCUGGUGUGGUAUAUGGAUAACCCACAGAACCUUCCCUCUGGAUCUCCACCUGUUGGGGUCAUUAAACUUACCUAUAUUUCCAAGGUUAGCGAUGCAACUAAGCUAAGGCCAAAGGCAGAAUUCUGUUUUGUUAUGAAUGCAGGGAUGAGAAAAUACUUUCUACAAGCCAAUGAUCAGCAGGACCUAGUUGAAUGGGUAAAUGUCCUGAACAAAGCUACCAAAAUCACAGUACCAAAGCAGUCUGAUCCUCUCUGUCAGAUGGAUAAUGCAAAUCGUCAAGCUGAAAGCCCAGGUGGAAAGAAGCAAGUCUCUUACAGGACAGAAAUUGUCGGUGGAGUUCCUAUCAUCACACCUACGCAGAAAGAAGAAAUCAGUGAGGGCAGCGAAGGGGCUGAUAGAAAUUAUUUGAAGCGAUCGCAAAGUCACCUUCCGUAUUUUACUGCUAAGCACCCCCCAGAUAAUGCUAUUAUCAAAGCUGGUUACUGUGUGAAACAAGGAGCAGUGAUGAAGAACUGGAAGAGAAGAUACUUUCAGUUAGAUGAAAACACAAUAGGAUAUUUCAAGUCUGAACUGGAGAAGGAACCUCUCAGGGUUAUACCACUUAAGGAGGUUCAUAAAGUUCAGGAAUGCAAACAAAGUGAUAUAAUGAUGAGAGACAAUCUCUUUGAAAUUGUAACGACUUCUCGAACCUUUUAUGUACAGGCGGACAGUCCAGAAGACAUGCACAGUUGGAUAAAAGCAAUUUCUGGGGCCAUCGUAGCACAGCGGGGACCUGGAAGAUCAGCAGCUUCCGAGCAUCCCGAGUCUUCUUCCGAACCCAACCAUGCUCUCCGUUCUGCCGUCCCAGCCCCAGCCGCCUCACAUUCCGCAGCCGCUCACGGCAGCCCUCUGGUCCCAAACCCUCACGCCAAACACCCUGCCGUGGAGAAGCGAGGAUUUCACGACUCUUUUACCAAGGCCAAGCCAGGGAGCUACAAGAUCCAGGUUGUCGCUCCAAGAGAAUCAGCUUCCAAAGUGACUGAGAGGGGCCUCUCAGAACCCCAAAGUAAAAACGGCGCUCAGGAACAGGAUCCUGGCCUGGUGGAUCUGGAUGAUGCAAGCCUUCCAGUUAGUGACGUGUAGUGAUGGAAGCGUUUGGAGAAUGAUCCAUUUGUUCGGUCCUUUAAUUUCCUUGCUCGGACUUUGAACCAAAGAAAAUUAUAGGAAAUGAGAACAAAAA